Molecule: messenger RNA, 869 nt
Organism: Plasmodium vivax (malaria parasite P. vivax)
Lineage: Eukaryota; Apicomplexa; Aconoidasida; Haemosporida; Plasmodiidae
Exons: 3
Coding region: 180-458 (92 amino acids)
Source: RefSeq, a predicted model, not a curated record
ACAUUUAACAUUUUCACAGAAGGAAUGCAAACCUCCGAUUUUGAUAUUGUGAGGAUUGAGCUCUUAAACGUCCAGCUGUUAGCGCUUGGGCGAAUAGGCUAACCAGUACAUAUACUAACGAGCAAUCAUUUGGCCAUUCUUACCCUACGCGUGUGUUCAUUCCGCGGAACAGAGGAAAGAUGAGUGUGAACACGUUGGCAGCCCGCAAAGAUUACAACGACUACAAAAUGUGCAUGCAGGCGAACAAGCGCAGCAGCAACGCGAAGGAGAAGUGCGCCAGCGACCUGGACAGGGCGAUAAACACGACAACGCAAAUGAUCUCUCGGGAAUGCCUACCCCACACGGAAGAGUUAUACAAAUGCUUUAAGCAUUCAUUUCGCCUGAGCUUCUGCGAUAAGGGCGUCAUUGAAAGGUUAAAAAAUUGCCAGUCGGAUGUUUACAAGAUGAUAACGUCGUGAAAGGGGGGCCCCGAUCUACACGCCGGUGGGGGCGUCUCCAUUUUGUGCCACCCAGCCCUACCAUGGUACUACGGCAUUACGCUAUUAGGCUAUUACGCUAUUGGGUUGUUUUUUUUUAUUUUAUUUUUUUAACCUUUUGCGUGGUUUUAUAAGAAGAAAGGAAAGAGGCCCCCUUUGAAAUUCACCACUUCCAGGGGGAGGGCGUACAGCCAAACUCCGUGUCGUUGAAAAGGGGAAACCCUAAACCUGAAACAUUAGCGUCAACUGCUUUGCCUUUUUUUUCACGCUCUGCACAGUUGACAUGUCCACAGGGCGACUACAUUUGCAAAAAGAGGGAAAAGAAAAUCUGCCAGCCCCAUCAGCUGCGGAGCGUUUGACCCUGUUUGAAAAGGCUAAACACAUCUGAUUAGU